This is a messenger RNA of Ctenocephalides felis (cat flea), 1576 nucleotides long. Its product is annotated as protein yellow-like. The coding region runs from base 44 to 1375 and encodes 443 amino acids. The record is from RefSeq and is a predicted model, not a curated record. The transcript has a single exon. NCBI's taxonomy places the organism in Eukaryota, Metazoa, Arthropoda, Insecta, Siphonaptera, Pulicidae. Gene Ontology annotation, cellular component: extracellular region.
GUGGUAAAAAAAUUAGUAAAAAAUUGUAAAAAAUAGUUUAAACAUGGGUUUGUGUUACCUAGUACUAGGUUUUGCUUUAAGUGCUACAGUGUUCGCUCAAUUUCCAAUCGAACGUCAACAAAGUCAGUUCCGUGUGGUUUUAGAAUGGCGCGUGUUAGACUUCAGGUGGCCCGAUCCUUCAAUACGCGAACAGUAUUUGUUGAACCAAUCAUAUAUUCCGGAGAAUAAUUUGUUGUCGGAUGUCAAGCCUUAUGGUAACAGGAUUUUUGUGACGGUUCCCAGGAUGAAACCAGGUGUCCCUGCAACUUUGGCCUGGAUACCGGAGAUUGGAUUUGGGCGCACCGAUCCGCCCCUGGAACCUUUCCCUAGUUGGGAAAUGAAUCGUAAAGGUGACUGUAAUGCUUUGCAGUUUGUCCAAGGUAUUGCUAUAGAUAACAGGGGUAUUAUGUGGGUUGUGGAUGCAGGACGUACUGAGACUUUGACCAACAACCCAAGUAUGAGGUGUAGACCUAAGUUGGUGCUUUUGGAUUUGAACAGAGACGGCCAGGUGGUGAGAAGGCAUACUUUUAGCGAGUACGUGGUUAAAACAAAUGCUAGUUAUUUGAACAAAAUUGUUGUGGAUGGUGGUUAUGCUUAUAUAACUGACAACAGUGGUGCUGAUCCUGGUAUAGUGGUUUACAGUUUGUUGGCUGAUAGAGCCUGGAAAGUACGGGAACCGAAUUCUAUGCGCGCUGCCAGAAACGCAGUCAAUUUAGUAGUCAAUGGUACGAGCAUAAGUUUCCCUAUUAACAUCGAUGGUAUUGCCUUGGGCAGUCGUGAAGACGGCACCAGAGUCGUCUACUACUGCCCUUUAACCAGUUUUCACCUAUACGCAAUGCCUGUACACAUUUUGCGAAACGAAUCCUUAUCCUCCGACCAAGGAUUUUUACGCACCCUGGUUGCUGAUGUGGGCAUCAAAGCCUCCCAAACCGACGGCAUGAUAAUGGACAACGAAGGUAUCCUUUACUACGGACUUUUGGGCGAACACGCAAUCGCAAUGUGGGAUUCCCGAGAACCCUUCUCAUCAGGCCAAAGAAUCAUCUCCAAAGACCAAACAUUUAUCCAAUGGGUUGACGGAAUGGGUUUCGACGAAAAUGGGUACCUCUACGUCGUCAUCAACAGGCUCCAAAAUUUCGUAGCAGGUUAUGUUAAUAGAAACGAGGUUAAUUACAGGAUUUUACGUGCCCAUACCGGUACCAGAAGUUACGUUUUUGCAGAAAAUGCAGAGUUGAGUUAUGAUGUGGAAAAGUUGCCGCAUAUUUCAGGAGCAUCGAAAUUGUCGUCGGUGGUGCUUAGUGGUUUUUUGGCUGCGUUUUUGGCAGUUUUUGUAUUAUAGUAAUUAGGUAGUCACUAACGAAUUUUGGAAGUCAGGGGAGAGGAGUAAUUGUAAAUAAUAUUUUAAGAGUAAUAUAAUUUAUUAGGUUAAAAAAUUAAUUAAUUUUAUUUAAUUUGUUACCAGACUUUACCAACAAUCAUAUACAUAAUGGUUCGAUAAAGGCGCCACUAGUUGUAGCUUGUAAAUGAACCACUAGAUUUG